This is a messenger RNA of Onychomys torridus (southern grasshopper mouse), 846 nucleotides long. It is a transcript of the gene Nr0b2, whose product is annotated as nuclear receptor subfamily 0 group B member 2. Gene Ontology annotation, molecular function: transcription factor binding; transcription corepressor activity. Gene Ontology annotation, biological process: circadian rhythm; negative regulation of transcription by RNA polymerase II. The record is from RefSeq and is a predicted model, not a curated record. Lineage: Eukaryota; Metazoa; Chordata; Mammalia; Rodentia; Cricetidae. Gene Ontology annotation, cellular component: nucleus; cytoplasm. The transcript has 2 exons. The coding region runs from base 8 to 790 and encodes 260 amino acids.
GCCAACCAUGAACUCCAGCCCGUCUGGGGACUGCCCAUGCGUGGGCUCUGCAGGCCGCCCGGCUAUUCUGUACGCCCUUCUGAACCCCAGCGUCAGGGCCAGGCCCACUGCAUCCGCAUCCCGAAGUCACUGCCUGUGCCAGCAGCACCGGCCUGUGCGUCUGUGUGCUCCUCACCGCACCUGCCGGGAGGCCUUGGAUGUCUUAGCCAAGACGGUAGCAUUCCUCAGGAACCUGCCGUCCUUCUGCCAACUGCCCCAUGAGGAUCAGCGGCGGCUGCUGGGGGUCUGCUGGAGCCCUCUCUUCCUGCUCGGGUUGGCCCAAGAUACUGUGACCUUUGAGGUGGCUGAGGCCCCAGUGCCCAGUAUACUUAAAAAAAUCUUACUGGAGAAACCCAGCAGCGGUACCGGGGAUGCCCAGCUACCAGAACGGCCACAACCCUCGCUGGCUGCUGUGCGGUGGCUCCAGCGCUGUCUGGAGUCUUUCUGGAGCCUUGAGCUGGGUCCCAAGGAGUACGCCUACUUGAAAGGAACCAUCCUCUUCAACCCAGAUGUGCCAGGCCUCCAUGCUUCCUGCCACAUCGCGCAUCUGCAACAGGAGGCUCACUGGGCCUUGUGUGAGGUCCUGGAGCCCUGGUACCCAGCUAGCCAAGGCCGCCUGGCCCGAAUCCUCCUCAUGGCCUCCACUCUCAAGAACAUUCCAUGUAGCCUUCUGGUAGACCUCUUCUUCCGCCCUCUCAUCGGAGAUGUUGACAUCACUGAGCUGCUUGAAGACAUGCUCUUGCUGAGGUGACCUGCAGAAGGAGGUCCAGUGCUUCCAAAGGGGAGCCUGAAAGGCAGCACUCAACU